AUGAAUACAUUUGCCCCUAAUGGUGAAGUGGAUGCAAGAUGGGGAUGGUUCCUGCUCUUCUGGGAUGAAUCCUCAGAGAGGAUGGAGAUGAUGGGAAUGAUGGGCAGGAUGGAAAUGAUGAAAAGGAUGCAAAGGAUGGAAAAGAUAGAAGUGAUGCAAAUGAUGGAAAGGAUGGGAAGGAUGAGAAGGAUGGAAUUGAUGGAAAGGAUAAAAAGGAUGGAAAUGACAGCGCCAGGAAAUGCCCCAUGGAUGUUGGUUGAGAAGCUGCCUCUAAUGUAUGGGAACCGCCAGAUCCGCUGGAACGUGGAGAAACCUGAGAAAAUCUUUUUUCGAGGAAAGGUUCCUGUCUUUUUCUAUCGUACCACUGCGCUCAUAUUGUGGGAAAUGGAUCGAGAAUUGACAGGAUUGCCUCCCCUUGAUCCAGGUGUGAUUGAAAUCCUUCUGUUUCCACCUCUCCUUUCACCUCUCUCCACAUUAAUCAAUGUAUGA
This is a messenger RNA of Darwinula stevensoni, 489 nucleotides long. Lineage: Eukaryota; Metazoa; Arthropoda; Ostracoda; Podocopida; Darwinulidae. The record is from the annotation of a GenBank genome assembly.